Messenger RNA from Pichia kudriavzevii, 1656 nucleotides. RefSeq lists its product as uncharacterized. The coding region runs from base 1 to 1656 and encodes 551 amino acids. Gene Ontology annotation, cellular component: mating projection tip; medial cortex; Rvs161p-Rvs167p complex. The transcript has a single exon. Gene Ontology annotation, molecular function: lipid binding. Lineage: Eukaryota; Fungi; Ascomycota; Pichiomycetes; Pichiales; Pichiaceae. Gene Ontology annotation, biological process: plasma membrane tubulation; actin cortical patch localization; endocytosis. The record is from RefSeq and is a predicted model, not a curated record.
AUGUCAUUGAGGGGAGUGGGAAAAGCAUUAUACAGAACCCCAUACCAAAUGUUUGGACAGAAAUCGUCCGAUGAUGUUAUUUUCAGACAGUGGGAGCACGAUACCAAGACGGCAAUAGCAGGGUUGGAAUACCUAAAGACAGAGAACAUCAAGUGGAAGAAGUUCUGGGAAAAGACCGUUACUAAGUUUUUGCUAAUCAUUGAAGUGUUUAGAGAUUUACACUGUCAAUUGGAGGAUGCACAGAAAGACACUAAGAAAAAGAUGGGUAUUGCAAGUAAGCCCAAAGUGUCGGAUAAGAAUGAGCAGUUUGCAAGCACUACGUUGCACGAGCUAGAAGAGGCAGCUAAACUAGCCAAGUUGAUCUACGAAAGAGUUGCUGAUAUGUCUUUAGAAGCUUCGGCCUCGUUUGUCAGCAAGUGCGAUGACAUGAUCAAGGUUUUGAAGAAUGUGGAAAAACUCAUGGUUAAGAGGGACCACAAAAAGGUUGACUAUGAUAUUUCUCACAAGAAGCUAGAGGCCUCUUUGAAGCACACCGAUUCUGAAAAGGGGAAGAUAAAGGUAGAAACAAACCAGAAAAAACUGACAGAUAUCGAAAUCAUUUUUAAAGACCUCAACUACAAGGUCAAGCUGAUUGUUCCCCAGGUACUCUCUAACUUGUCUGAAUUUCUGAGCAAAUUAACUUUGAAACUCUACUUUGCAAACACUGAUAUCUUAGGUUUCAUACAGAGAAACAUUGAGAAAUUUAACAGAAUUCAUGGAAUUGUGAAUCAAUCGUCCUUGCUAACAUAUGAAGAAAUUGUUAACGAUUUCAAUAUAUUGCAUUUUCAAGCCCAAAGUAAAUUACAAGAACUUGAGCUAUUGAAGGAUUUUAGCUCGUUAAGGGAGAAAAACUUCUCAACUAAAACAGUUGAACAUGUAAACUCUGCGGCUGGAACAGUAAUUGAUUCCACUGUGAAUUUUACAUCGACGGUUUACACGAAAGCAACCAAACCAAGUCAAAACUUGAACGUGUCGACAAAAUCUUUCAAGAUCGACAACCCAGUAAAAACAUACAGUAAAAAUGGAAUGUUUGAAUCGGCGCUUGAUCCAAUUGAGUUUAUCCAACAAACCGAAUUGGAGAAUGGGUUACAUGAUAUUGACUUAGGCAGUAUCCAAAUGAAUUCGCCUAGUGAUUUUGCUAAUGAGGAUUCAUCAGUAGCAAGUAAUGAUAAUGGAAUAGUAUCUCCAAACUCAUCACUUUCAGAUUCCAAUAAUUGGAUGAAACCGUUGAAAAAUUCUACUCUGAAUGUGAAUAAGGUACGCCCAAAUACAGAAGUUCAAUCACCUAUUUCUCCUGUCUCAGAUGUACACUCAGACCUGGCGUCCUCGAAAUCCAACAAGACGACUCUAAACACCUCUCUAGAGUAUGGUCAUAUUGCCAAUAGCCGUGUAGCCUCGGUUCACAUCGACGAAAAAACGAAAACAUACAAAUAUGCUAAUGUUACAAUAGAUAAUAUCGCUAAACAGAUAUAUCUAGCCAUUUCAACUCCUGAAAUAGAUGAUGUGCCGUUAACAACCCCCCGUGGACAAAUUCAUACCCCCGAUAAACUAAUAAUGCAAUUAGUCACUGCAAAAAGUAGUAUAACUGCCAAUGCUUUUGCAACGUAUUCUAACUAA